This is a messenger RNA of Nomia melanderi (Alkali bee), 4181 nucleotides long. RefSeq names its product Na[+]-driven anion exchanger 1 (gene Ndae1). Gene Ontology annotation, molecular function: monoatomic anion transmembrane transporter activity; solute:inorganic anion antiporter activity; sodium:bicarbonate symporter activity. The record is from RefSeq and is a predicted model, not a curated record. NCBI's taxonomy places the organism in Eukaryota, Metazoa, Arthropoda, Insecta, Hymenoptera, Halictidae. Gene Ontology annotation, cellular component: plasma membrane. Gene Ontology annotation, biological process: bicarbonate transport; transmembrane transport; regulation of intracellular pH.
CCGCGAGCAGCAGUAUGCUCGCGCCGCGGGUACGCGCCGCACGCUCUACGCCCGAGCCUCCUUCGUGCCCAGUUCGCCAGCAGGAAUUCGAACGGCAGCGGUGCCGUUCGCGCCGUUUGCUCCCGAGCCGGCUUUCAUCCCUCGCCUUCUUCUCGCCAGGACUCCGAGACAUCGUACCGGAAAGGAUGACACCUGCUCGCGAGCCCCAGCGAAACUUCGAGCCGAGGAUCCCGUGCUCGUGGGGAAGGUGAAAGGGCAUUCGCGGCGGACAACGUCGGCCGGACGACGGGGGUGUCCCAGUGAUCAAGAUCCGUGGCCGUUGUUUCGAUCAGUGCGCCGACUAGCGGGUCCCCGGGCGGCGAUGCACAGUGACUGAUAGAGGAACGCGAUAACACCCCGCAUCGCAAAGGAGCAGUGGAAGAGCGCGGCUGUGGGGCGUUCGGGUUUGCCUCUCUGUGAAUCACAGGACCGUGGAUGCAGCCGGGUAUUGGAGGCGGAGGUGGCGCGGCCCACGCAGGUGGGACAGGUGACGACGAGGCUCCGAAAGAUCCCGGGGUUCGGAUCACCCAUCAGUCUUACACCGAGAAAGAUUACGAAGGUCACAGAGCGCACACCGUGUACGUGGGCGUGCAUCUGCCCGGCGAGAGGAGGCACCGUCGUCACCACAAGCAUCAUCAUUCCCAACGUCAGUCGUACACCGCCGAUAAGGAGAAUGUCGACAACGAUAGGCCCAGACAAUUGCUGAUGACUCGCAGGAGUCGACUAUCUAGCAUCUGCGAUCCCGACGGCGAGAUGAUAUUCACGCCGCCGGCCCAAAGGGUGCAGUUCAUCCUGGGCGAGGAGGUCGGGGACGAUGCGCACGAGUCCCAUCCUCUCUUCUCCGAGAUGGAGGAGCUCGUCAGAGACGGCGACGAGAUGGAGUGGAAGGAAACGGCCAGGUGGAUCAAGUUCGAGGAAGACGUGGAGGAGGGCGGGAACAGAUGGAGCAAACCCCACGUAGCGACCCUGUCGCUGCACGCUUUGUUCGAGCUGAGGAGUCUCCUAUUGAACGGCACCGUGAUGCUGGACAUGGAGGCGAACAGCCUGGAGCAGAUCGCCGAUUUGGUCCUGGACAGCAUGAUUAAUAAGGGAUCGUUGUCCAUUGAUGCGCGGGAGAAGGUUAGGGAGGCCCUCCUAGUGAGGCAUCGACAUCAGCACGAGAGACGCAAGGACAACAACAUGUCCAGACUGCCGAUCAUAAGAUCGCUGGCCGAGAUCGGACGGAACCAUUCCUCGUCGAAGAAUUGCGACUGUACAUGUGGUUUGCAUGCGUUGUUGACGUCAGAUUUACAGGAGCGCCGUGACGCCGGGGACGCGUACGCGGCCUCGGUCGCUCGCAGCAGCAGCUGCCCGAACUCGAACACGGCACUGCUCUCGAAAGAAGCGAAAGAUCUGAAAGGACCGUACCUACUGGUUCCAGGCCAAGAACCAGCGUCCGCCGGCAACGGGAUGGACCGGAGUCCGAGCAACGUGUCGAUCAGCAGGAAUCACAGUUCGUCCGCUUUGGAGAACGGCGAUGGGAAUCAUAGGGGGAACACUCAUUUCAUGAGGAAAAUCCCGGCAGGAGCCGAAGCGAGCAACAUCCUCGUCGGGGAGGUCGAUUUUUUAGAUAAAACCCUGUCAGCCUUCAUUCGCUUGAGCCAAGCCGGUAUAAUGGGAGACCUGACGGAAGUCCCUGUGCCAACGAGAUUCAUAUUCGUCCUGUUGGGACCAACGGGAGGUAUCUCCGGUUUCCAUGAGAUCGGCCGGGCCAUGGCCACGCUGAUGUCGGACGAGGUGUUUCACGACGUGGCGUACAAAGCGAAGAAUAGGAAUCACCUGCUGGCCGGCAUCGACGAGUUCCUGGACGCUGUUACGGUCCUGCCGCCCGGCGAGUGGGAUCCUGCUAUUAGGAUAGAACCGCCCGCUGCGAUUCCUUCGCAGGAGGUAAGAAAGCGGCCAAAAGAGGAGAAGCCAAAGGAGGAUCUGGACGAGGAAGCGGACGAGCAGAAGCAAAGGGAGGAGUCCGGUCUGUCCAGGAGUGGGAAGCUGUUCGGCGGCCUGGUCAACGACAUCAAAAGGAAAGCGCCAUUUUACUUGUCCGACUUCAAAGACGCCUUGGCGAUCCAAUGCGUGGCGUCCUUCAUUUUCCUGUACUUCGCCUGCCUGUCCCCUAUAAUCACGUUCGGCGGGCUACUGGGCGAGGCCACUGGUAAGAACAUGGCCGCCAUGGAGUCGCUCGUGUCCGGUUUCGUAUGCGGCGUCGGGUACGGCCUCUUUUCCGGGCAGCCAUUGACGAUCCUCGGUUCGACCGGUCCAGUGCUAGUCUUCGAGACGAUCGUCUACGACUUCUGCAAAAAGGCAGGCUGGAACUACAUGUCCUUCCGCUUCUGGAUCGGCUCCUGGAUCACGUUGAUCCUAGUGGUCCUCGUGGCGAUCGACGCGAGCGCCUUGGUCUGCUACAUCACGCGAUUCACCGAAGAGAACUUCGCCACUCUGAUCGCUUUCAUCUUCAUUUACAAGGCGAUCGAGAACGUGUUGUCUAUAGGCAAGAAGUACCCCAUAAAUACACACGCGAACGACCAGUUCGACUACGAGUGCUGGUGCAAGCCGCCGAACGGCACUCUGCCGUCCAGCUACGACAACGUCAAUUGGACGGCGCUGGAUCAGGGAGCGUGCCAGAGCUAUAAUGGCACCUUGGUGGGCGACGGGUGCAACCUGCCGCACUACAUACCCGAUGUGUUCCUCAUGUCAGUUAUACUGUUCAUGGGCACCUUUUUAUUAUCCGUCGAGCUGAAAGACUUCAAGAACGCUCUCUUCUUCCCAUCCAAGGUCAGACAGGUGGUCAGCGAUUUCGCAGUGAUCAUCGCGAUCUUCUCGAUGAGCACGCUCGAUCAUUUCGUGAACAUACCGACGCCGAAGCUGGAGGUGCCGGAGGAGUUCAAGCCGACGUUGCACAAUCGAGGGUGGGUGAUCUGGCCUUUCCAGAAUAAUCCAUGGUGGAGCGCCAUUGUAGCCAGCCUGCCGGCUCUCCUGGGCACUAUACUGAUCUUCAUGGACCAACAGAUCACGGCCGUGAUAGUCAAUAGGAAAGAGAACAAGCUGAAGAAAGGGUGCGGCUACCAUCUAGACCUGUUCAUCCUCGCGAUCCUGAUCGAGAUCUGCUCGGUGAUGGGUCUGCCGUGGUUCGUCGCAGCGACCGUGCUCUCGAUCAACCACGUGAACUCGCUGAAGCUGGAGUCCGAAUGCGCCGCGCCCGGCGAGAAACCGCAGUUCCUCGGCGUCCGAGAACAACGGCUCACCCACAUCUUGAUUUUCCUGAUGAUCGGCUGCUCGGUCCUGUUGACGCCGAUGCUCAGACACAUACCCAUGCCGGUCCUGUUCGGUGUCUUCCUCUACAUGGGCGUGGCAUCUCUGAAAGGCCUCCAGUUCUUCGACAGGAUCCUGAUCAUGCUGAUGCCGGUCAAGUACCAACCAGACUACAUGUUCCUUCGACAGGUACCGCUGAAACGCGUCCACCUGUUCACGGCGAUACAACUGGCUUGCCUGGCGUGCCUCUGGAUCAUCAAAUCAUUCAGCAGUACUUCCAUCCUCUUCCCUCUGAUGCUGGUGGUGAUGAUCGGUAUAAGGAAAUCGCUGGACCUAAUGUUCACGCAGCGCGAGCUGAAGAUCCUGGACGACGUGAUGCCGGAACCGAGCAAGAAGCACGCGGACGAUCUUCGCCAGCUCGAGAGUGGCGAGGAGCAUAACGAAUCGACGGGAUACGGGACGACCGCGGGUAACAUACAGAUCUCGUUGGCGAACGGGAAUAUUAUGAGGAUCCCCGUGACGAGCAUCAAUAUCAGCGAGGAGGUGAACAAGACGGGGAUCUGGCAACAGGUCAACGAGGGGAACGAGAAGCCGAAGCAGACCAAGUUGAUCAACACGUCGAAGCAAAAGAAGCACUCGAAAAAGGAUAGCUCGUUGAUGGCCGACGAGACGACGAGACUGACCACGAUGACCGAGGAGGACGAGGAUGACAGUGGGAUCUCUAUCAAGGUGACACACGUAGACUUGAUACGAUCGAAGGAGAGCAUCAGCCCGUUGACUGUGAACGGCACGACGUCGGCCGAGACUUCAGUUUAACGGUCCACGAGAUCGGUUCGCGAUCGAGAACGAUCGAG